AUGAGCCAAGCCUAUGAGGACCAAGACCCAUACUCCUAUGACCAACAGUAUGCUGAAGAAGAUGAGGAGGAGGACGAGGUUGAGGAAAUAACGCAGGAAGACUGUUGGGCCGUUAUUUCGAGUUUCUUCGACCAAAAAGGACUUGUCCGCCAGCAGCUUGACUCAUUCGAUGAGUUCGUGCAAAAUACAAUGCAAGAGCUUGUCGACGAGAACUCAGACCUCAUUCUUGACCAGGCGGACCAGCAUUCCGGGCACGACUCGGACAUGACUCGGCGCUACGAGAUCAAGUUUGGCCAAGUGUAUCUCUCCCGCCCAACGGUCACCGAAUCAGACAACACUGUUGUACCUGUUUUCCCCCAAGAGGCUCGGCUGCGUAACUUGACUUACUCUGCCCCGCUCUAUGUCGAAAUGACGAAACGGGUCCUGACCGGGCAGGAGGAUCCUCUAGGCGCCCCGGGAGACAUUCAAUGGAGAGAAGAGAAAGAGGAGGGUGGCGACGAAAGCACUGCCAAGGUCUGGAUAGGCAAGGUUCCCAUCAUGCUUCGGUCAUCGUUUUGUAUUCUGCGAGACUUGAGCGACCAAGAUCUAUACGACUUGAACGAAUGCCCUUAUGAUUCUGGAGGCUAUUUCAUUAUCAACGGCUCCGAAAAAGUCUUGAUUGCGCAGGAAAGAAUGGCCACCAAUCAUGUCUAUGUGUUCGCCAAAGCCCAACCUUCUCCCAUCAACUUUUUAGCGGAAAUUCGGAGUGCUGUGGAGAAAGGGGGAAAGACGAUCAGUCAGUUCCAGGUUAAAAUGUUCCAUCGAAACCAAGAGCGUUCAUUGGGAAAUGUCAUCAAGGCAACCAUUCCUUACAUCAAGGUUGAUAUUCCCAUCUGGGUUGUGUUUCGCGGACUAGGUGUUAUUUCGGACCGCGAUAUUCUUGAACACAUAUGUUAUGACAUGAACGACUCCCAAAUGCUCGAAAUGCUCAAGCCUUGUAUCGACGAUGGUUUCGUCAUUCAAGACCGAGAAAUUGCUCUUGACUUCAUUGGAAAUCGUGGCACAACAACUGGUCUUUCCCGCGAGCGUCGGAUACGAUAUGCCCAGGAGAUCCUCCAGAAGGAGAUGCUACCCCACGUUUCCAUGGCGGAAGGCUCAGAAUCUAACAAGGCUUACUUUUUCGGCUAUAUGAUCCAUCGUUUACUGCUUGCUGCGCUUGAACGCCGCGAGCUCGACGACCGUGAUCACUUUGGCAAGAAACGUCUCGAUCUGGCUGGUCCUCUGCUUGCGAAAUUAUUCCGAAUUCUGUUCAGAAAACUAACCAAAGACGUUUAUCGGUAUCUACAGAAGUGUGUUGAAACUCACAAAGAAUUCCAUCUUUCGUUGGCGGUUAAACACCAAACGAUCACCAAUGGUCUUAAAUACUCGCUAGCUACCGGUAAUUGGGGCGACCAGAAGAAGUCGAUGUCCGGCAGCGCUGGGGUGUCACAAGUACUGAACCGAUAUACUUAUGCCUCGACACUUUCGCAUCUUCGUCGUUGCAACACGCCUUUGGGACGAGAAGGCAAGAUUGCCAAACCCCGACAACUUCAUAACACGCAUUGGGGAAUGGUAUGUCCUGCAGAGACGCCCGAAGGUCAAGCAUGUGGAUUGGUGAAAAACCUUGCUCUUAUGUCUUGCAUUUCUGUCGGCUCCUAUUCCGCGCCGGUCAUCGAGUUUUUGGAAGAGUGGGGUCUGGAAUCAUUGGAAGAAAACGCCCAUUCCAAUACACCUGCCACCAAGGUGUUCGUCAAUGGUGUUUGGAUCGGAGUCCACCGUCAACCAGCCAACUUGGUCAAUACCAUCAAGAAACUUCGCAGAAAGGACGAUAUUAGUCCAGAAGUUUCUGUUGUGCGGGAUGUUCGAGAGCGAGAACUUCGUCUUUAUACCGAUGCUGGUCGUGUUUGUCGCCCUCUUUUCAUCGUCGAGGACCAGCAGCUUGUUUUGCAGAAGAAGCAUGUCCGAUGGCUUACUGCGAAGCAAGACGAGAACGGGGAAGAGUACAAGUGGGAACAACUCGUGAAAGGCGGAAUAGUGGAACUUCUGGAUGCCGAAGAGGAGGAAACGGUAAUGAUUUCGAUGACCCCCGAAGACCUGGAGCAUUCUCGAAUGCAAUCAGGCGGUGUGAAUCCUUUUGCUGGUGUGGAAAUCGACCCGGCGGCUCGCCUCAAAGCUGGGAUCAACUCACAUACUUGGACUCACUGCGAGAUUCAUCCUAGCAUGAUUCUUGGCAUUUGUGCGAGCAUUAUUCCCUUCCCCGACCACAAUCAGUCACCUCGUAACACGUAUCAAUCCGCUAUGGGUAAACAAGCAAUGGGGAUUUUCCUGACCAACUUUCUCAUUCGAAUGGACACCAUGGCCAAUAUCCUUUACUAUCCUCAGAAGCCGCUCGCAACCACACGGUCAAUGGAGUACCUCAAAUUCCGAGAGCUGCCUGCAGGUCAAAACGCAAUCGUGGCCAUUCUGUGUUACAGUGGGUACAAUCAGGAAGAUUCCGUUAUCAUGAACCAGAGUUCAAUUGACCGUGGUCUUUUCCGGAGUAUCUACUACCGAAGUUAUAUGGACAUGGAAAAGAAAAGCGGAAUUCAGCAACUAGAGGAGUUUGAGAAACCGACCCGGGACAACACUCUCCGAAUGAAGCAUGGCACGUACGACAAGCUCGAGGAUGAUGGAUUUAUUGCGCCGGGGACUGGUGUCCGUGGCGAAGAUAUCAUCAUUGGCAAGACCGCGCCAAUCCAACCCGACAGCGAGGAGCUCGGACAGCGGACACGAAACCACACGCGUCGUGAUGUUUCAACACCACUCAAGAGCACAGAAAGCGGCAUCGUUGACCAAGUUCUAAUCACGACAAACUCUGACGGCCUUAAAUUUGUCAAGGUUCGAGUCAGGGCCACGCGUAUCCCUCAAAUCGGCGACAAAUUCGCCUCCCGACAUGGGCAAAAGGGAACUAUAGGUAUAACCUAUCGACAAGAAGAUAUGCCCUUUACCGCAGAGGGCAUCGUUCCUGAUAUUAUUAUCAAUCCCCAUGCUAUCCCUUCUCGAAUGACAAUCGGACACUUGGUCGAAUGUCUGCUCUCCAAGGUCGCCACCCUCAUUGGCAACGAGGGCGAUGCCACACCUUUCACCGACCUGACCGUCGAGUCCGUUUCGACGUUCCUUCGACAGAAAGGCUACCAAUCGCGUGGGUUGGAGGUCAUGUACCACGGGCACACGGCUCGCAAGCUCCAGGCCCAAGUAUAUCUUGGCCCAACUUACUACCAACGGUUGAAACACAUGGUGGACGACAAAAUCCACUCGCGAGCACGUGGUCCCGUCCAGAUUCUGACGCGUCAGCCUGUGGAGGGUAGGAGUCGAGACGGUGGCUUGCGUUUCGGAGAGAUGGAGCGCGACUGCAUGAUUUCGCAUGGAAUCGCUGGUUUCUUGAAGGAGCGGUUGUUCGAGGCCAGCGAUGCUUAUCGCCUGCAUGUCUGUGAUAUCUGCGGUUUGACUGCUAUCGCUAAUCUGAAAAAGCAAAGCUUUGAGUGCCGAGCGUGUCGUAAUAAGACAAACUGCUCUCAACUGUACAUUCCCUAUGCCGCGAAGCUACUUUUCCAGGAACUGCAAAGCAUGAACAUUGCUGCUCGACUAUUCACAACGUCGACGGGGCGGAUACGAGAACAAUCAUGA
Messenger RNA from Mycena indigotica, 3684 nucleotides. RefSeq names its product DNA-directed RNA polymerase subunit beta. Gene Ontology annotation, biological process: DNA-templated transcription. The record is from RefSeq and is a predicted model, not a curated record. NCBI's taxonomy places the organism in Eukaryota, Fungi, Basidiomycota, Agaricomycetes, Agaricales, Mycenaceae. The transcript has 10 exons. Bases 1 to 3684 code for a protein of 1227 amino acids. Gene Ontology annotation, cellular component: RNA polymerase II, core complex. Gene Ontology annotation, molecular function: DNA binding; DNA-directed RNA polymerase activity; ribonucleoside binding.